AUGCUCUGCUACUGCUGGCUUCGUGGUUCUGCUGUCCGCGAAGAACGUGGUGGGAGACUGGAAGGAACGUGGGUUCGCCGCCGUGAGAGGAGAGCGCCACUGCAGAGAGGAGAGCGCGACCGUGAGAGGAGAGCGCGACUUUUGUUGGCAUUGUUUACUUUAUUGUUGAUCUCAAUUAACUUAGAACCAUUUGAUUGUUUGCCUCUUUCACCUGUGCUUAGUGGUUCCACCCUGGAUAUUGAUUUGAAUAGUUUUUUACUCCACCAAGAUGUGGUUCGGUUUCAAAUAGGUGAGGUCUUUGCACAUGUGCCAAAGGAUGAAGUUGAGAAUAGGAUAGAAAACAUGAAAGAGGUGACAAGCCAGAAACUGACAAAGCUUGACGAGGAGAAACAAUCUGUGGUUGCUCAGACGCCUGAACUGAAGAAGAUUUUGUAUGGGAAGUUCAAGGACUCGAUCAAUCUCGAGGAGGAUAGUAGCCUUCUUCUUGUUCAUAUGUCUUUUUGGUUCUUCUUUCCGUUGGAAAUUUUCCGUCUGCAGUUCUUCUCUCCGUUUCAGUUCCCACUUCCGCGCCUCUACACUCAUCCCUCUAAAUGCUCCAUCGGCGGCGCUAUCAGCCUUGCACCGCCGUCGCACCGAACCUCCAUUGCACUGAACUUCCAUGGUACCGAGGCUCUGUCGUACCCCUUGCUGGUUCUUCUCUGUCACACCCCUUCCGUCGGCCUUGUUCGCAUCGCUCCCUUUCGAACCCUAAUGUGCGUUUCUCUCUUCGAUCUCGCCACUAGUGCUUGCUCUUCUCCGUUUGUUGCUGCGUUUCUCUCUUCGAUCUUGCCUCAGCUGUGCAGUCAUCAUCAUAUGGAAAGGUUCUUGUUUUGGAUGGAGUCAUAUAUACAGCUCACUGAAAGGGACGAAUGUGCCUACCAAGAAAUGAUCACUCAUCUCCCUCUUUGCUCUAUUCCAAAUCCUAAAAAGGUCUUGGUUAUUGGUGGAGGAGAUGGAGGGGUCUUUAGAGAAGUAUCACGCCAUUCAUCAGUUGAAAAGAUAGACAUUUGCGAAAUUGACAAGAUGGUUGUUGAUGCAUCUCACUUUAAUAUUUCUGCAAUAAAGAGGGUUUUCACACACUACUCCAAGGAGAAGCAAGUAACUAAUGAUUCGGAGAAGAAAAGCUCGAAAGAUAAGAAAAAGAAAGGCCUAGAAAAACUAAGGCAUGGAGAGACCAAUUCAUUCAUCCCCCUCUUCAAAGAGCCAAGCAGCAUUGAGAAAAUCUUUGGCGACUUUGAAAGAGAGCAACAAUUACUAUCUGUAAGGCCUCCAAUGCCUCUCGAGCAACCAAAACCAGCCCCUGUUGUCCCUCCUAGAGCUGCUUCUCCAAGGGCUCCUUCUCCGAUGGCUCCAAUAAUUAUUGAAUAAUUUUGAUUGGAAGAUUUCCUUGAAUCAUUAAGGAAGAGCUAUGAAUUUGUUUGCCCCAGUGAUGGCUUUCUUGAGCAGUUGAGAAUGUUCGAGGAGAUGGGCUUCAAGGUUGAUCACUCCAGUCCUAUAUAUAAGCAAGGGCUUUCGUCUAUGUGUAUUAAUAUGAAAGACCUUCUAGCAUUUGCGUUGAAGCGGUCAAAGCUAUAAUUAUUUAGUAAUUUAAUAAUUUAUUUUAACCUAUAUAUAUUUUUAAACAUUAAUAACUAAUUACUAAAAAAUGAUAUUCUUCUUUGAUCAUGAGCAGGUAGGCCUAAUGCUUUCAGGAAUGGGAGGAACAUCAUUUGAUGCUUUCAGAAUGGUAAGAAUAGUGCAUUAACAGUUAAAUUAUUUAAAUAUUUAUAGGUUUUCCUGCCAACUUUUCAUAUUCAUGCAAUGGAUAGUGCUGGGUUGAUGUGAUUUCUUCGGUUGAAACACAACAGUAGUUGUCAUAUUCUGCUUAAAUAAUGAAAGAUCAUCAUAACAUGGAUCGAGGAAGCUUUUUUAGAAUGUUAUAAUUUAUAAGAAACAUUUCAUUUUUCAUCCUGCAAUCUUCCCUAGAUGCCUCUUUAAGUUUCAAACUUGGUUUAAGAGAAAAUGUUUGAUCUGAAUGUUUAAGAGUUCGGGUUAAUGUAUAUUUUUAUUAAGUUCUUUCCUCGUCUACCAUAACAAGCAUGCACUUUUUACAAGCUAGUUCUCGAUGGGAAAAGAGACAAUCGAAAGUCUUGUCAGAAGAUACUAAGAUCAACUUUCAAUGUGGAGUUUGAUGCUACCAAUGUAACUUGGUUAUCCAUUAAUAUUUUAGAUUAUCCCAUCUUUAGGUGUUAAGUGUAAUUUGUGACAUCAGUUAAUGAAGGAGAUCCAUGUAACAGUGGAAUGGUCAUCUUAUUUUUCUGGGGUAUCUUUUUAUUGAGACUGUGAGAUAUUGACUAAUGGUGUUGAAAAAUAACAUCCAAUUUUAUAGGUAUCAUGUAAUGAAUAUUAUGUUUAUCUAUGUGAU
Molecule: messenger RNA, 2443 nt
Organism: Arachis stenosperma
Lineage: Eukaryota; Viridiplantae; Streptophyta; Magnoliopsida; Fabales; Fabaceae
Exons: 14
Coding region: 1-1407 (468 amino acids)
Biological process (GO): protein folding; spermidine biosynthetic process
Cellular component (GO): cytosol; prefoldin complex
Molecular function (GO): spermidine synthase activity
Source: RefSeq, a predicted model, not a curated record